GGGCCAUGCUGGCCGUGAGCCAACCUGUGAAGUGCACGGACCAUGGAGAAAACCUGUCUGUGACCUGACGCAAGUUCUGGACCUCCCUGUCUCACGCGCAUGGAGGAUGCAUCGCCAGUGCUGACGGGUGACCACGGGGCUUCCAGAUGAGCUGUGUGGGAGACAGCCCUCCCCUUUCCUCCUCUCCAUCCCACGGGUGCCCUGCCCUGGAUCCCACCCGUGGCCCCGAGCUGCCCGACCUCCCUCCAGUGCCACCGCUGUGCCGGCCCUGGACCUGAGCACACGACUUGGUGUCACAGCAGCAGCCUGGUGGGUGACCAGGACAGUUCCUAGUCAGAAAGACCCCUGUGCUGUGCCUUCCUGUUCCCAGGGCUGCCGAGCAGUGAGGGCGUGGUGGCACCGUUGUGGUGCCCGCCCGCUGGCUUCACAGCUGGGCUGGAGACAGCUCGGGUGAACCUGGGCAGAUGGUUUCUCAAGGACGUCUUCGGGGUUGGGAGGGAGCAGACGUGCAGAGGUUCUGUUCACACUUGGGAUUCUGAGGUGUCGUGCAGACACGUGAGGCCAGCAGGGGACGAGGACCAUCCCCCAAACCAGUGCAGAUGUCCACGCCCAGAACGUGCGAGACCUUGGGAAGCUGUCGGUCUUCCAUUUGUCACCUGUAGGACGGGAUGUUGUCGCCCUGUGGCCUGGUGGCUGUUGUAAAAGCCCCGUUCAGCCCUCCACGGCUGCUCACCCCGAGGCGGUAUCCCCGGCUUCAUCCCCACGCCUCCCUCCGCCUCCCUCCGAGAGCCACAUCCUUGCCUGUUGCCAUGGCUACGGCGGUGCUGAAAAGGACUGAGCUAGCUUGAACAAACCAGGGCACCCAGCUACGCUUACAGCACAGAUACGCUCCGGAUGAUUUCCUGAUGUGUGUUCCAGACACCGCAGGGCUCACCAUUAAGCAUGAGUGCGUCUGCCACGCGGGAUUGCAGGGGACGACGUAUUGAUGCUGAAGGAUAAUUUGCAGUUUCCGAAUCCAAGGAAACCCUGUGCUUGUGUAAAGAACGAACAGGAAGCGCCCGCCCACAGUUCCUGGUGGUGCUAGGGCAGGGUCUCGGGUCUCUGUGCUGAGCCCAUUUCUCCCCCAUGGGAGAGAAGGACCUGCUGCUCAUACGGCAUCCUCGGAAGCUAAACCUGUUGACGGAAGCAGCUGGGCUCGUGUCAGGAGAGACGGAGCCGUCUCCUGCAGCCCCAGGCUGAGGCUGACGUGGGCAAGCGGCUUGGGAAGAAGCCACUGCAGCGCGGUCUCCUCUCCACGUGUCUGCCCCAAAGAGGGAUCAUGACGAUCGGAGCUGGUGAUGUUGCUGGAGUGGUGGUCCGGCACGGAGUGUACCAUCUACACCGACCCGCAGGCCUACCCCCUGUACGGAAAGGAGAACGCCAUCGUGGUUCUGAACCACAAGUUCGAGAUCGACUUCCUCUGUGGCUGGAGCCUGGCCGAGCGCUUUGGGAUCUUGGGGAACUCCAAGGUGCUGGCCAAGAAGGAGCUGGCGUACGUGCCCAUCGUCGGCUGGAUGUGGUACUUCACGGAGAUGAUCUUCUGCUCGCGCAAGUGGGAGCAGGACCGCAAGACUGUGGCCACCAGCCUGCUGCACCUCCGCGACUACCCUGAGAAGUACCUCUUCCUGAUCCACUGUGAGGGCACGCGGUUCACGGAGAAGAAGCACCAGAUCAGCAUGCAGGUGGCCCGGGCCAAGGGGCUGCCCAGCCUCAAGCAUCACCUGCUGCCCCGCACCAAGGGCUUCGCCGUGACCGUGAGGUGUCUGAGAGACGUAGUUUCAGCUGUAUAUGACUGUACACUCAAUUUCAGAAAUAACGAGAACCCAACCCUGCUGGGAGUCCUAAAUGGAAAGAAAUAUCACGCAGAUUUCUACGUGAGGCGGAUCCCCAUGGCAGAGAUCCCGGAAGACGAGGACCAGUGCUCGGCCUGGCUCCACAAGCUCUACCAGGAGAAGGACGCCUUUCAGGAGGAAUACCACAGGACCGGCAUCUUCCCAGAGACGCCCCGGGUGCCCCCGCGGCGGCCCUGGGCCAUCAUCAACUGGCUCUUCUGGGCCUCCCUGCUGCUCUACCCCUUCUUCCAGUUCGUGGUCAACACGGUCAGCAGCGGCUCGUCCCUGACACUGGCCAGCUUCCUCCUCGUCUUCUUUGUGGCUUCCAUGGGCGUCCGAUGGAUGAUUGGCGUGACGGAAAUCGACAAGGGCUCCGCCUACGGCAACGUGGACAGCAGGCAGAAACAGAAUGACUGACUUGGGCCGCGGUGUGUGCCUAAGGGAACCUUGGGGAACUGGUGGCCGCGGCUCGGGCUCCCUGCAGGCCGCGGGCUCCCCGGCAGGGAGGCGGCUGGCGGCGCCGCACGGGGAGGAGAUGCUCUUAAACCCUUUUCCUCACCA
Oryctolagus cuniculus (rabbit) is the source of this 2432-nucleotide messenger RNA. It is a transcript of the gene AGPAT4, whose product is annotated as 1-acylglycerol-3-phosphate O-acyltransferase 4. Lineage: Eukaryota; Metazoa; Chordata; Mammalia; Lagomorpha; Leporidae. Gene Ontology annotation, cellular component: endomembrane system; mitochondrial outer membrane. The record is from RefSeq and is a predicted model, not a curated record. Gene Ontology annotation, molecular function: 1-acylglycerol-3-phosphate O-acyltransferase activity.